Sphenostylis stenocarpa is the source of this 699-nucleotide messenger RNA. NCBI's taxonomy places the organism in Eukaryota, Viridiplantae, Streptophyta, Magnoliopsida, Fabales, Fabaceae. The record is from the annotation of a GenBank genome assembly.
AUGGAAUGGAGGAAGUGCUACUUGGAUGUGAUAUUGGUGCCCUUGGGGUUUCUUACAAGCAUUGGCUACCAUUUCUGGCUAUGGCAUAAGGUUCGAACUCAGCCACACACAACCAUCAUUGGCAUCAAUGCUAGUGGUCGUAGAAAUUGGGUUCAUGCCAUGAUGAAGGAUAAUGACAAGAAAAACAUUCUGGCCGUACAAUCUCUAAGGAACACAAUCAUGGGUGCUACUCUAAUGGCCACAACUUCCAUUCUCCUCUGCUCAGGUCUAGCAGCAGUGAUAAGCAGCACUUACAGUGUGAAGAAGCCACUGAGUGAUGCAGUGUAUGGGGCACAUGGAGAGUUCAUGGUGGCCCUCAAAUAUGUCACACUCCUCACAAUUUUCCUCUUCUCGUUCUUCUGUCACUCUCUCUCCAUAAGGUUCAUAAACCAAGUGAACAUCCUAAUCAACACCCCUCAGGACCCCAUGUCCCUAGUGACCCCACAGUAUAUCAAUGAGAUCCUGGAGAAAGGCUUCAUUCUCAACACUGUGGGGAACAGGCUCUUCUAUGGAGGACUCCCUCUGCUGCUCUGGAUCUUUGGCCCUGUCUUGGUCUUCCUCUGCUCCCUCACCAUGGUCCCAGUGCUCUACAAUCUUGACUUUGUCUUCACUUCUGGGAAGGGAAAGAUGGAGGCCAACCAGAACAGGGAUUUUGUAUGA